Ixodes scapularis (black-legged tick) is the source of this 4913-nucleotide messenger RNA. It is a transcript of the gene Su(Tpl), whose product is annotated as RNA polymerase II elongation factor ELL. The coding region runs from base 60 to 1793 and encodes 577 amino acids. Gene Ontology annotation, cellular component: transcription elongation factor complex. The transcript has 12 exons. Gene Ontology annotation, biological process: positive regulation of transcription elongation by RNA polymerase II; transcription elongation by RNA polymerase II; snRNA transcription by RNA polymerase II. Lineage: Eukaryota; Metazoa; Arthropoda; Arachnida; Ixodida; Ixodidae. The record is from RefSeq and is a predicted model, not a curated record. Gene Ontology annotation, molecular function: cis-regulatory region sequence-specific DNA binding.
CACCGCGGCGCAGUCGCGCAAGGCAUCACGGGAUCAGGUGUUCAGCGAGAAAGGCCAAAAUGGCGGCACUGGUGGAAGGGAGUCAAUAUGGUCUGUCUUCACAGGGGAAUUACUCGAAAAAUAAAACGCUCAUAUUCGUGAAACUCACAGAUUCGGCGCUCAGAUCCAUUGAGGAAUAUUUAAAGUACAAGGGUGGCUGCAGUCAGAAGCCAUCAAUACAGUUUGGAGGCAACCAAGGGGUGAUAACGGUGCCGCGGCCGUCGCAUGGGGGUGGCCAGCCCCAGCAGCAGCAGCAGCGGUUCGGCUUCGGGGUGUCCACGCUGGAGAAGGAUGCGCCCCAGGGCAGCUUCGAGUGCGUGCAGCAGAUGGGUCACAGGGCCCUGGAGUCUCUGGGCUGCCUGCUGCACAAGAUGCAGAUCCACGCAAGCGAAGACAGCUACGAGAAGACCAGGGUCAAGAUGGCCACCGUCGAGCAGGAGAGCAAGAAGAACUGUACCAAGGUAAUCAAGGUCACGUCACCGUACGUAGGGCGCAAGGUGAAGGUAAAACGGCCGCAGCUUACGGUCCCGCCCCGGCAGUCGUCCUCUUCGCCCCCGCGCAUCACGUUCGGCAAGCCCGUGGGCCAGAACCACACCUCCAACCCCACCCCCGAGAGCCGGUCAGGCAUCGUCCGGCGGUCCUACAGAGAAAGGGUGAUACACCUCCUCGCGUUGCGGCCGUACAAGAAACCCGAGCUUUUGGCGAGGCUCAUGAAAGAGGGCAUCAAGGAGCAGGAUCGCAAGGGCCUGACGGCGGUGCUGGGCCAGGUGGCAGUGCUAAAGGACAAUGCAUACUGCCUGGCAAGGCACGCCUGGAACCAGGUGUGCGACGACUGGCCCUUUUACACCCCCGAGGAGCAGGAGCUGCUCAAGAGAAUGCGGCCGCACAACUUGACCCCUCCGAGCGAAAACGGCCACCACUCGCCCUCUGCCCUCCUGCACAACAACAGCAACGGCAACAGCAACCACCACAACAACAACCACCACCACCACCAUGGCACGCCCCGCACAUCUCCAAACGGACAGAAACGGGAACCAAAUCCGGAGACGGGACCGACGCUCCCUGGCAGCAAGCGACAGCGGAUCAGCUUGUGCACCACCAACGGUGGCAGCAUCAACAACGGCAGCACCAACAACACCUCGAUCACCAACGGGAGCGCUCUUGGGACGACCAGGCCCCCGCACUCCAGGGUCCUGGCAGAAUCUAAUUCGGGGAACCAGCCCUGCCGCACCCAGCCCUCGAUCCCCUCCUCAGAGCCCUCGGUGCCCUUCGCCUGCCAUUCCAUCCCAGACUGCCCGGAUUCCCCGGAUUCCAGAGACUCUCGGGACUCUAGGGACUCUGGUGAUCUACAAGCUGCAGGGAUCCCAUCUACAAAUCCAUCGCCACGGAAUUCCACCAACCAAGUCCCAGAAUAUGUAACGAAGUACGUAGAGAUCACCAAUCAAGAGCAGCGGGGCCGCUACAAGGCAGACUUCAACGCGGAGUAUGAGGAAUACAAGACGCUGCACUCGACGGUGGAGCAGGUUUCGCGGCGUUUCUCGGACCUGGAGGACAGCCUACGGAACUCGAGGGAGGGCUCUGACCAGUGGAAUCGGAUCAAGCAGCAGAUAAUGCGGGAGUACGAGGAGAACAAGCGUGACCAGCGGUACCAGCAGACUCGGCGCAAGUUCCAGUACCUGCACGACAAGCUGGCCCACAUCAAGCGCCUGGUCGUGGACUACGACUCCAGGGCGCUGCCCCUCAAGUCCUCCUAACCCUCUCUUCUGGAAAACGAACCCUUCCUUCCUUACCAACCUUCCUCGUGCAUAUUUUUUAUUUUUUCUCGGAAAUCUCCUGUGAAGACAAAUCAGUUUGCGGACUCCUGUUCCCGCGGCGGCGGCCGUGCAAUCAACGAAUCAAUCAAUCAAUCAAAAACGGGCUGGCGACCGGCGUUGCGCGUUACGGACAAUGGAAGCAGCGGUGUCGUUAGUUUUAGGUUCGAAGCUGGUUUGGGUUUGGACUAGUUUUUUUAUUUAUUUAUUUAGUUGGGCGGCGGACGUCGCGAAGGACGGACGGUUUUUUUCCGGUUGUUUCGAACCUUGCCGGUGCGCUUCCUUUGCUUUAAUUGCGUCUGGGGUUGUCGACUUGUUGGUUGUAUUGUUUGUUUGGUUGGAGGUGUUUUUGAAGAGUCCCUCCCCCUUCCUCCCCAUCUCUACCUUCUCCUAGAGUGGGGGCGUAAACAAAAUGAUUGUCACAUGUCCCUCGAAGAAUAAGCUCCUGCAACUGCCCUCUUGGAUCUAUAUUGUUGUUGUUUUCUAUCUUUUCGCGUACAUGUGUGAAAACAUGUGUGGGCUUAACUGUGGCAGGACGUGUGAGGGAAAAGUUUGACAGUAGCUGGCUUUCUUUUUGGCAGCUGUCACAUUUUUAUCCUUGCCAUUGAAUACGACGAGUCUGUCAAGGAAACUGUACUCGGUUUUAUCUUACAUUGAACAGAGGCAGACCCUACAAGCCAUCCUAGCCAGUCCGGAACGUAGAGCGUAUUGUGCGACAUUUCGUGUUUUGAGCUGUGCUGCACUUUUGCGAAACGCCACACGACACCUCUACAGCGCUGGAUCGACUUCGACGGCUUCAGGAUCUGCCGUGAUCCAUUGUAAGGCGAAAUGAAGCAUAGGUUCAAGCGUUCCUCUUCGCCGCAGUCUAAAAACAAAACAAGGACGGCGCCUUGCAUUUAAGGUGGCCGUGGCCAUACCAAAAGGCAUAUUCAGAAAAGCUUGUGAAGCAAGCCAGGGGCCCAAUUUCGGCACUCUGAUUAGCGCAUUUCCACGUAUGUCACAACGCCUAACUUGCGAGAGGAGUGGAGGGCCGAGGCUUGGGUAGGCACGCCUCAAUGUUUCACGUGCUAGCCUUUAGUCAGCUCUCAGAUUUGCUUGCACAUCAGAUAAGCAAAUCCGGGAGUCUGCUUAAGGCUAGCUCCAGCCUUUAGCCGGGCGAUUUGACAAACAUGAAAAUGCGCUAAUCAAGGUGCCGAAAUGGUUCCGUUGGCUUAUUGCAUGUGCUUUCUGGAAUGUGCUACAGGGAGCCCAGAUAAAACUGCAGGGAAAAGGCUCGGAAGGAAUGAGGGAAGCCGCGGGAACAGGACGAAGAAGACGACGAGAACUUUUGUUUUUUUACGUUACUCCAAGACACACAAUGUUUGCCGCCAUUUGUGCUUUCUCCGGGUGAGGCGAACGUUGGGCCUCACAUUCCAGCUAGAGUGGCCCCAACUUCCCUCUCUCCAUUUAUUUUUUUUUUUUUGUGUGUUUUUUGUUUUUUUUUGGAAGGGUUUUUGAGACGUUGCCCCUCCCCCCCCCCUUCCCCCGGUUUUUCCGCCACCAACUUCCGAAGACGGCGAGAAAAAAAGAAAACGACUAUGCGGAUCACUCUAUUUAUGGUGACGACCGGAACGCAGAUUAUGAUGACCACUAUCGCAACGAAGAUGAUAUGCACUUUUUCCCGUUUGCGAGCUCUUCUUGUCCGUUUUUUUUUUUUGCCCCUUUUUUGUGUGUUGUUUUUCGCUAUGCGUGUGCCUGUGUGGGUGUGUGUGCAUGCGUGCGGCAAUUUACGGUGGAUGGAUUUAACUGUGCUAUGAUGGCAGCGCCAUGUUUUUCGUUCCUUGUAUUUCUUUUUAAAGACAUUUUGUCUUGCGUCUGCUUUGAAAAGUUUCCGACAAAAACCGGUCGGGGCGUUGCAGAAAAAACGAUAAAAACCUUUGGCCAAAAUGUCGGAGGCACGCCGAACAGACUUGCGAGACGCCGGCGGCGUUUUAUGCGUCCCGCUUUUGUCUCGUCGUUUUGUUUUCUCGUUGGUUAUGUUCGCAUAUGCAAAUUGUACUCAGAUAAGCAAGAAAAAAAUCACAAAAAGGUUUACAAAUGCAAAAUGUAAAAAAAAAUGCCAUUUUUAUGGGGGCUUCAUCUUGUUUGUUUUUUUUUGCACGGCACAGCUGCAUUCUUUAGCUCGGCAAAAUCGAGCGACGGUGGGCCAGCCGUAAAGGAGUAUUACGGUCUCAAAAACGAAAAGAGAAAAAAAAAAAAAAAAAAGAAAGAAAAAAAAGUGGGUUGUUUUGAAGAGUGUCGUCUUCUGUGCGACGAGUGCGUCCACGCAGCGAGCCAGCAAAAAUGCGUCCGGUCAUCCCCGUACACGGAAGCAAAGUAUUACGCGUUGCGUUCCACGGUUUACCAAAAGAGCGACUGCGACAAAGUAAAAGACGUUAUGCCAAUCUCGAAAGUGCAAUCGGCGUAUGCAACGACAACAAAGAGAACCGAUCUGGAGCUUGGCCCUCCCCCAGUGUAACGUUAAACAGUGUUCCUCUCCCCUUAACGGACGUGUGGUACUUAAGGCGGCGUGUUUGUGUUCGUCGCCACGCCGGAGUCGGAGGCCCGUUUCGGAGUUUUUUUGCGUGUUCGUUGCGUCGCUUGCGUUUCCUUAGCGAAGCCUCCGACCCGCACACGUCUCGUGGGUGCUGAGAAAAAAACCAUGUUGUCGAUUUAAAACAAACAAAAAAAAGGACUUAUCUCAUGGGACUGUGAUGACGAGGAACGUCUCGAAAGGAGGGGCCUGCAUUUAUAAUGAGCAUGUGCGUGUGCGAGAGACGGAGGAUAGAGAGAGAGAGUGUUGCUGCCAAACGUAUUACUACACAGACGAAGAAGUGCCAUUGAAUGAAGCGAGCAGGAAAGCACCACAUGGUUAUAUUAUACGUAUGCGAAGUAUAUCGUUCCGUACGACAUGUUUAAAAUAACAAUCCGCAAACUUUGUUUGUUUUCUUCCUGCAAGCAAGCUGGCUGGGGGUGCUUCCUGCAGCCCUGCUUUUUUUUGGAUGUACGUGACAUUCAGAGAAAUAUAUCAAACCUGAGCAUUCA